AUGUCACUCUUUCGCCAGCACAAGUCCCAGCCUCGCUGGACAGGCAUCACGUUCUCUGCCCUCCUUGCCGCCAGCUCUAUCACCAACGCCCUCGUUAUUCCCCGCCAGAUCAACUCAACCCAGCUGCUGAAGAGUUAUGACUAUGUCAUCGUUGGAGGUGGUACCGCAGGUCUGACCGUGGCAGAUCGCCUCACCGAGGAUCCCGACGUCAACGUCCUCGUCCUCGAAGUCGGUGUCUUUGGUGACAUGGAUUUCAACCUGAAGGUCAACUUCGCCACCCGGGUCGGGGAUCCCAGUGCAACAUACUGGCCUGGUCUCCAGUCGGUGCCCCAGCCGAACCUAGACGGCAAGCCUGGCCCAGUCCUUAUUGCAAGACAAGUCGGAGGUGGCUCGUCUGUCAACGCCAUGAUGAACAUGCGUGGAUCUGCCGAGGACUACGACCGCUGGGGUGCACUGUUCGGCUCCGAGGCUCAAGCGGGACCCGCUGACUGGAGCUGGGAUGGCAUUCUGCCAUUUUUCAAGAAGGGUCUACACUUCACUGCGCCACCUCCUGAGCUCACAGACAAUUUCGACAGCGUCAAGUAUGAUGCAUCCUACUGGGGCGACUCUUCGGAUAUCUACGCCGGCUGGCCAAGGUUCUACUAUCCCGGCGUCGCCCCUCUGGUGGAGGCAUUCAAGGAGCUCGAUGGAAUCGAGUUCCCAGAGGACAGUGGCGCCGGAAAGGCUGGCGUGUUCUGGUUCCCUACGCUGCAGGACCCGAGAACCGUCACUCGCUCCUACGCCGGCACAGGUCACUACCUGGACGUCAACGCCACACGACCAAACUACCACCUCUUGACCAACACCAGGGCAAACAGGCUCAUCCUGGAUGACGACCUGGCUGCUACCGGAGUCGAGUUCCAGUCCCUGGCAGGUAACAGCACUAUUGUUACUGUCAAGGCAGACAAGGAGGUCAUUGUGUCUGCCGGUACAGUCCACACUCCUCAAAUUCUUCAGCUGAGCGGUAUUGGUCCGGCAAGCGUCCUCGAGGAGGGUGGAAUUGAUGUGCUCGUCGACCUGCCCGGUGUCGGCCAGAACUUCCACGACCACAGCAGUCUGGCCACCAUGAACAUUACUCUCUCCAAGAUCACCGAUAUCCACCCCAACCCCAACGAUCUCGUCGAUGGAAACGAGUUCAAGGACUGGGCUGACGAGGUCUGGGCAGCCAACAAGAGCGGCCCAUACACCAUCGCUUUCACCAACCUGGCUGGCUGGCUCCCGUUCACCGCCAUCUCCGAGAAGGCCGACCAGAUCGCCACUAAGCUCGAGUGCCAGGACUUCGCCAGCCUCCUGCCCGCCGACACGGACUCCACCGUUGUCGCCGGCUACGAGGCGCAGAUGAAGCUCCUGGCCGCCCAGAUGCGUUCCAAGCACACUGCUUUCACCCGUGUGAUGCUGCAGCCCGAGCAUGGCUCCCAGGGCCCAGUGGCCAUGCAGUCUUUCGCCCGCGGCAGCAUCAACAUCAACACCACCGACCCUUACAACACGGAGCCAGUCAUUGACUACCGCGCCCUGACGAACCCCGUUGAGUUCGACUUCUUCAUGGAGAGCAUUAAAUUCAUUCGCCGUUAUAACUUUGAGACCUCGCUCAAGGACAAGUUUGUCCCCGUCGAGUACGCCCCCGGUCCCAACGUCACCUCCGAUGCCGACCUCAAGGCCUACAUCUCGAGCAACCUGUCGCCCACUGACUACCACCCCGUCGGCACCUCCGCCAUGAUGCCCCUGGAACUCGGCGGCGUUGUCGACCAGACCCUUCGCGUGUAUGGCGUCAAGAACCUCCGUGUGGUUGAUGCCAGCGUGAUGCCCAUGGUUCCUAGUGCCAACACAUGCCAGCCCACCUACGCUCUGGCUGAGAAGGCUGCGGAUAUCAUCAAGUCAGGAAUUUAA
Messenger RNA from Diaporthe batatas, 1926 nucleotides. RefSeq lists its product as uncharacterized. The record is from RefSeq and is a predicted model, not a curated record. NCBI's taxonomy places the organism in Eukaryota, Fungi, Ascomycota, Sordariomycetes, Diaporthales, Diaporthaceae. Gene Ontology annotation, biological process: secondary metabolite biosynthetic process. Gene Ontology annotation, molecular function: oxidoreductase activity, acting on CH-OH group of donors; flavin adenine dinucleotide binding. Bases 1 to 1926 code for a protein of 641 amino acids. The transcript has 4 exons.